CACUUAAUUUGAUACUUGAUUUAAAUUAUGAAGAUGAAUUUAUCAAUAUAGUUAAUGACUUUAUUGCUUGUAAAAAAAGUAAUAUUGAUAAUCCAAACAAUGAAGAAAAAAAUUUAUAUAUUUCAGACCCCUUGGUUCAAAAACAACAUAGAUAUCAAUUAAACAAGCAUAUUAAAUCAAUAUUAAAAAAGAGAUCACAUUAUAGUAGUUCCAGAAAUAGUGCUAUUAAUUCACAAGAUCUCAAUUUGUAUAUUACUAAUAAAGAAAAUAAAAGUUUGAAUUCUGUGUCUCAUAAACAAUUUGAUGCUAGUAAUACUCUCAAUGAAAAAAAUAAUAACAAUUUUGAUAGAUCAUUUAUUGUGAAUGAAAAUAUUGCCAAAUGUAGAUAUGUAUACAAGGCAUAUGGUAAAUCUGGUUAUAAUAUUCAAAAAUGUAAAUCUAAAGA
Molecule: messenger RNA, 445 nt
Organism: Racocetra persica
Lineage: Eukaryota; Fungi; Glomeromycota; Glomeromycetes; Diversisporales; Gigasporaceae
Source: the annotation of a GenBank genome assembly